CACAGUCUCAGCGCAUUACCUCCCCAAACUCUCGCAGGAGCCGCACGCAGCCCAGCAGCGGGACUACAGCCAGAGGAGACAGUGGACUUAUUGCAGAGCGCGUUUUUCCUGCGUCGCUCUCGCUGUGCGUUUCUUCAUGAACUGAGUGUUGCCUCGCACUCCGAUUAGCAAUCAUUCAGUGGCUGCAAAGACACAUCAUGAGCUCUACUUGUGAGUGCUUCUGCAGGAUGAUCCGGCUUCUGGUGACGGUGGCACUCCUGUCAGGGUGCAGGGCGUCAGAGUACGAGUACUUGGCCUGGAAUACGCCCGUCUACGGCAAGUCGCCCCAGUGCGUGGACAUUCCGGACGACCUGCGGCUCUGUCACAACGUGGGCUACAACCGGAUGAUGCUGCCCAACCUGCUGGAGCACGAAACCAUGGCCGAGGUGAAGCAGCAGGCCAGCAGCUGGGUGCCUCUGGUGCACAAGAACUGCCACCCGGACACGCAGGUCUUCCUGUGCUCGCUCUUUGCUCCCGUGUGCCUGGAGCGGCCCAUCUACCCGUGCCGCUGGAUGUGCGAGGCCGUGAGGGACGGCUGCGCCCCCAUCAUGGAGGCCUUCGGCUUCCCCUGGCCGGAGAUGCUCACCUGUGACAAGUUUCCCGAAGGUGAAGUGUGCAUUGCCAUGACGACGCCCAACGCCACAGAGGUUACAAAACCCACAGGUUACUCUCCCAUCUGCCCUCCAUGUGACAACGAAAUGAAAACAGACACCAUUCUAGAGCACUUGUGUGCCAGCGAGUUUGCUUUAAAGGCCAAGAUCAAGGAGGUAAAGCGAGAAAACACAGACCGUAAGGUGAUCCUGCAGAAGAAGAAGAAGAUGCUGAAACCGGGAAACCUGAAGAAGAAGGACACAAAGAAGUUAGUGUUGUACUUGAAGAAUGGUGCUGACUGCCCCUGCCAGCAGCUGGACAACUUGGGAAACCAGUAUCUAAUCAUGGGGCGCAAGGUUGAUAAGCAGUACCUCCUCACAGGCAUCCACAAGUGGAACAAGUCCAGCAGAGAGUUCAAAAAUGCCAUCAAGAAAAUGAAGACCUACAAAUGUCCCGUAUUUGAGAAUGUUUUCAAAUAAUGUGACCUACCCCUUCAUCACUGGUCGCAUCUCAUCAUACAUAUGAACUUGCACAAGCAUUCCCAAACUUUGCUUUCUGUUGUUCUCUUAAUAUAUCUUUAUGUCUUUGUACAUUUGCAGAUAGCCAAUACUGUGGAAUGUCUGUCGUGUUAUGUUGAAGAUGUGACGACACACAAAUCAAAGGGUUGGGUUUUCUUUGUUUUCCCCGCUUCAACUUAAAAGGACAUUGUAGUAAAAGCCCUCCCUUGCUGAAAUCAUUUCCAGUAUAUAGAUACUUCACUCACAUGCUUUCUCAAAAGGUCUGUGGAUUUGUUGUGCAUUUUGGGAAAAUAUACAUACUUCUUUUUUUUGCUAGCAAUUAGAGGAGAAGUCUAACACCACUUUCCAAGAACAUGUUUUUGUGUGUGUAAAUUUGAAGCUAAAGCCAGCAAACUGUUAGCUUACCAUUUUAAGAAAAAAAGAGAGAAAAAGUGUUAGCUUAGCAAGAAGGAAACUGCUAGCUUGUCUCUGUCUAAAGCUUUUAAUAAAAGAAAGCAUAAACUGUCAUUUUACAUUCAGUUUUCUGUGUAUUACAAAUAAAAUGUAUUAUUUUAAACAGGGGUAGAGUCAAGCUAGCUGUUCCCUUUUACUUUAAGGCUUUGUAUUAAUGUAGGCUAACAAUCUGCUGGCUAACUGUUUUAAAUGUAUCCAACAGCCUUUUAUAAAAUGGCUCUUUCUGAUCAUAAAGAAACUCUUAAAAUCAGUGUAUUUUAAACUUUAAAAGCCAAUAAAGGUUUGUUGUAGAAUAACUUAUUGACAGAAGUCUGAAUAUGCUGCCAUGAUUAUUCUGUCUAACUGAAGACUGCGCUAUCAGCAGUUGCAAACAUUUCUCUGAAACUCAUUCAUUUCAUCAUUAAACAUUGUUUGUUGUUUGAAAACCAUAAGAGAAGCAUUAACACCAAUCACAGAGUAAUUUGUAAGCCUGGGUGGCAGAUUACUUGAUUUUGCCUUUUUUAAAUAUUUCUUUUUAUGUCGGUAUACGUUCAGUCUGCAGUAUUCAUUAUUCUUUGGUCAUGGAAUACGCCUUGUAGUCGUACAGUUUUGCAAAACUUAUCAAGUAUUGGCAAUUCUGUUUUUCUCGUUUGUUCUGCUCAUGUGUUUCAUUUUCAGUACUCUAUUAUUGCAAAUUUGAAUGUCAGCAGUACAUUGUUGCCUAUUAAAUGUAUAUACAAAUUUUACAUAAAUGUAUAAAAAAAAAUGUGUUGCCAAGAAUAUUUUCUUGAUUGUUUUUUGUCAUUCAUUUUCUUUCUGGUGGUUGGACCAAAACUUGGUUCAGUAAAAUAUCUUUAGAAUUGAAAUUCUUGGUUUCACAUUGUUAAUAAAAUAUGAAUGCUGACAUUCAUCCAGUCUUAUCAUCCAGUGAAAGAUUUAGGUUAAAUUUGUACAAAAUUUGAGUCUCUCAAGAAACAUUAUUUAAAUUGCAUUGCCACCCCACUCAAGUUGGCUAAGUAGUGAUUAAGUGAAAUUAACAGGUAACCUUUGUUUUUAUGUAUUUUCACAUAGAUUUUCUUUCUUCUUACAGAAAAGUUGCCGUCUAUCAUGCAAACUAGAGGUGACUAAGGCAAUCAUGAAAAGCUUUCAGGUGCAGCACCUAGCAACAAUCAGCAGCCAGUAACCAGCCAGUUGGGAAAUACAGAUUUUUUUUUUUUUCCCAAAUGACCAGAAGCUGUAAUAUAUGUAAUAUGUCAGCCAACUCUCAAGCAAUGUGCACAUGACAUCAUGCACAGCCUCUAUAGUGAAUUUGUUAAGUGAGUUACAAUCCUAAAAAAAAAGAGAGAAUAUGACAGACGGGCAGUGGAGACAGUAGAGCCAUAUUUGCUAUCAAAUGAAAUUUCACGGACUCAAAGAUGUUGUAAUUCUUGCUUAAAGCACCUCUCGCAUGGGAAGUAUGUGUAAAAUUACUGUGUUACAGCCUUCUAGUUUCAGUUAUUUAGGUAAUCCAAUUAUGAUACAGUAACUGAUGAAUAACGAACCUGCUGGGGCAAAGUAGACAGUCUUGUUUUUGUCCCAGUGACAGCUUCACACAUUGCAAAAUGCUUUUAUAUAAUACCUAAAUAGAACACUGUCAGUCAUACCACUAAGUGAAGUGUAAAUAAAUAUAACCAAACUCUGAGUGAAAACUAAGAUAUUGGAAAAGAAAUUACUUUCCCAAAGCUAUAUCUUUACUACAUGUAAACACUUGUUGUUUUUAAAACUUUCUUGCAGAUACACAACAGUCUCAUAUCUUUAUGUAAGAUGUUAUUUUGGUCUUUGUACAUGAUGUGUGACACUGCCAGAACAACUGGCUUCUGCCUUGACAUGUCAAACAGGGCCGUGGCAAACUAACAUUUGCAUGCUUUAUGGAAAGAUAAAGCAUCGCGUUGCCAGAUCUCCAUGCCGGAGGAUCUCUGACGCAUGCAUGUUUUUACUCCCACCACUUCUCCAGUGAUGUUAAACUUUUGUCUGGGUGGCUUUGAAUCCAGGUUUAUUGUGGUUUCAUGGGCUGUUGGUGUGUUGGUAUGUUGAGUGUAAAUGCCAGUCCCGAGUUAUGCAUCAUUAAAAGCUCAUGUUGAUGGUGAA
Molecule: messenger RNA, 3707 nt
Organism: Oreochromis aureus
Lineage: Eukaryota; Metazoa; Chordata; Actinopteri; Cichliformes; Cichlidae
Gene: sfrp1a
Product: secreted frizzled-related protein 1a
Exons: 3
Coding region: 198-1109 (303 amino acids)
Biological process (GO): canonical Wnt signaling pathway; non-canonical Wnt signaling pathway; negative regulation of canonical Wnt signaling pathway
Molecular function (GO): Wnt-protein binding
Source: RefSeq, a predicted model, not a curated record